AUGGGCGAGCUUCAGGGACGCAAGAUCUUCAAGGUUUUCAACCAGGACUUCAUCGUCGAUGAGCGGUACACCGUGACGAAGGAGCUGGGUCAGGGUGCCUAUGGCAUUGUCUGCGCCGCGGUUAACAACCAGACCGGCGAGGGUGUUGCCAUCAAGAAGGUCACAAAUGUUUUCAGCAAAAAGAUCCUGGCCAAGCGCGCCCUGCGCGAGAUCAAGCUUCUCCAGCACUUCAGGGGCCACCGCAACAUCACUUGUCUGUAUGAUAUGGACAUUCCUAGGCCCGACAACUUUAACGAGACGUAUCUCUAUGAGGAGCUGAUGGAGUGCGACCUUGCGGCUAUCAUCCGCUCAGGCCAGCCCCUGACUGACGCCCACUUCCAGUCCUUCAUCUACCAGAUUCUGUGCGGCCUGAAGUACAUCCACUCAGCGAACGUGCUGCACCGCGACCUGAAGCCGGGGAACCUGCUGGUGAACGCCGACUGCGAGCUCAAGAUCUGCGACUUUGGUCUUGCGCGAGGCUUCUCUGUCGAUCCCGAGGAAAAUGUCGGGUACAUGACCGAGUACGUCGCGACGAGAUGGUACCGCGCGCCCGAGAUCAUGCUCAGCUUCCAAAACUACACCAAAGCCAUCGACGUGUGGUCAGUCGGCUGCAUCCUCGCCGAGCUGCUCGGCGGACGCCCGUUCUUCAAGGGCAGGGACUACGUCGACCAGCUCAACCAGAUUCUGCACAUCCUGGGUACCCCUAACGAGGAGACCCUGUCCCGUAUUGGCUCGCCCCGCGCCCAAGAAUACGUUCGUAACCUCCCUUACAUGGCCAAGAAACCCUUCCACACCCUCUUCCCCAACGCCAACCCCGAAGCCCUUGACCUACUCGACAAGAUGCUGGCCUUCGACCCCUCCAAACGCAUCACCGUCGAAGAGGCCCUCGCCCACCCCUACCUCGCCAUCUGGCACGACCCCAGCGACGAGCCCGAGUGUCCCUCUGUCUUCAACUUCGACUUCGAGGCCGUCGACGACAUCAACGAGAUGCGCAAGAUGAUCCUCGACGAGGUCUUCCGCUUCCGCCAGCUCGUGCGCACUGCGCCUGGCGCCACGGGCCACGGGUUGCAGGUUAAUGUUCAAGCUGUGCCGGUCCCCAUGCCCCAGGGCCCUGCGCAGCAGUGGACCGCGGAUGAUCCGCGCCCGCAGGAGUAUACCGAGAUGCAGGGGCUUGAGGGCGAGCUUGCGAGGCGAUGA
Thermochaetoides thermophila DSM 1495 is the source of this 1236-nucleotide messenger RNA. RefSeq names its product mitogen-activated protein kinase SLT2/MPK1-like protein. Gene Ontology annotation, biological process: intracellular signal transduction; protein phosphorylation. NCBI's taxonomy places the organism in Eukaryota, Fungi, Ascomycota, Sordariomycetes, Sordariales, Chaetomiaceae. Bases 1 to 1236 code for a protein of 411 amino acids. Gene Ontology annotation, molecular function: ATP binding; MAP kinase activity. Gene Ontology annotation, cellular component: nucleus; cytoplasm. The transcript is spliced from 5 exons. The record is from RefSeq and is a predicted model, not a curated record.